Electrophorus electricus (electric eel) is the source of this 2557-nucleotide messenger RNA. It is a transcript of the gene galcb, whose product is annotated as galactosylceramidase b. Gene Ontology annotation, cellular component: lysosome. The record is from RefSeq and is a predicted model, not a curated record. Lineage: Eukaryota; Metazoa; Chordata; Actinopteri; Gymnotiformes; Gymnotidae. Gene Ontology annotation, biological process: galactosylceramide catabolic process. Gene Ontology annotation, molecular function: galactosylceramidase activity.
UUGCGCCGUUGUCUAGGCAGAAUGUUCAUGCCGACAGUGUUUUCAGCACUCGCUUGUUUUGCUGUCUUUUGCCAUAUUUGUUCGGGGGAUAAUUACAUUCUAGAUGAUACCAUAGGGCUGGGACGAGCAUUUGACGGCAUUGGCGGUUUAAGUGGUGGAGGGGCAACAUCUCGCCUUCUUGUCAAUUAUGAUGAGCCAUACAGGAGUCAAAUUCUGGAUUAUCUUUUUAAGCCCAACUUUGGUGCUUCUUUGCAAAUCCUGAAAGUUGAAAUUGGAGGCGACGCGCAAUCAACAGACGGCACGGAGCCCUCACAUAUGCACUAUGAAAAUGACGAGAACUACUUCAGAGGAUACGAGUGGUGGCUGAUGGGAGAGGCGAAGAGGAGGAACCCUAACAUCACACUCAUAGGUUUGCCGUGGGCCUUUCCAGGAUGGGUAGGGCAUGGGGAAAACUGGCCAUUCCACUUCCCUGAUAUUACUGUUUCUUAUGUUGUGUCAUGGAUUAUUGGAGCUAAGCAGUACCAUGAGCUUGACAUUGAUUAUGUGGGGAUAUGGAAUGAAAGGAGUUUUGACAGCAAAUAUAUAAAGCUUUUGCGAUACACUCUGGACAAGAGUGGUUUGGAGAGGGUCAGAAUCAUUGCCAGUGACAACCUAUGGGAGCCAAUAACCAGUUUUGUUCUUCUGGACCAAGAGCUGCAGGAGGCUGUGGAUGUUUUAGGGGCUCAUUACCCAGGAACAACCAUAUUACCAGAGGUCCUCAAGACUGGCAAGACACUGUGGUCCUCUGAAGACUACAGCACUUUCAACAAUGACGUGGGGGGAGGUUGCUGGGCCCGCAUCAUCAACCAGAACUACGUCAAUGGCAGCAUGACUGCCACCAUUGCCUGGAACCUGGUUUCCAGCUACUAUCAGGAGCUUCCCUUUGGAAGAGACGGAUUGAUGACCGCUCAAGAACCAUGGAGCGGCAAUUACGUCGUGGAAUCCCCCAUUUGGAUAACUGCGCAUACCACACAGUUUACUCAGCCUGGCUGGAGGUAUCUGCAAACUGUAGGACACCUGAAUCAUGGAGGGAGUUAUGUCGCUUUAACUGACCAGAAAGGAAAUCUAACAGUAGUAAUUGAGACCAUGAGUCACGAUCACUCGGUGUGUAUACGACCUCCUUUGCUUCCCUAUAAUGUCACUUUUCAGAGAGCAACGUUCUCCUUGAAGGGAUCGUUUGCUUUAAUUAAUAAGCUGCAAGUAUGGAACUCAAAGCUCGAUUUCAAAACCAAAAAGCCAGUGUUCUUUCAAAAACAGAAUCCCAUAAAGGUGUCUAAUGGGUCAUUCACCUUGGACCUCAAUGUGGAUGAAGUUUACACAGUAACCACAGUAACCACAGGACAAAAAGGGAGUUACCCAGAGCCUCCUCCGUCUGCUCCCUUCCCUAAAGCCUAUAAAGAUGAUUUCAAUGUCCAAACUCCCAGUUUCUCAGAGGCUCCGAACUUUGCCGAUCAGACUGGGGUGUUUGAGUACUUCAUGAACCUGACAGAUCCCGGUCCUCAUGUUUACACCCUGCAGCAAGUGGUCACUCAGAGGCCAGUCACCUGGGUCGCAGAUGCUGAUCAAACCAUCAGCAUUAUCGGAGAUUACAACUGGCAGGAUGUGAACGUCUCGUGCGACGUGUACAUGGAGAACGAGAAAGGAGGAGGUGUGUUUGUGGCAGCUCGGGUGGAUAAAGGUGGAGGUUCUGUCAGGAGCACCAAGGGAAUCUUCUUCUGGAUAUUUGCAGAUGGCACAUACAAAGUAACCAGUGAUCUAAGUGGUGAAAGUAUUUUGGCUGAGGGAUUAUCUCCAACCAGAGCACAUAUUUGGUACACACUCUCCCUAUCUGUCAAGGGUAACUAUGCCUCUGGAGAACUCAAUGGUCAUGCGCUCUGGACGAAUGUGGUAGUCUUGAAGCCUAAAAAUGGCUGGGCAGGUAUAGGCACAAGCGCAUUUGAAUUAGCUCAGUUUGAUAACUUUUCUGUUCACCCCUGAACGGCAUUCUAGAUUGAAUGGCAUUGAAUGGCAUUUUUUACCUAAUAAUUAACUUUGAUUGAGCAUUUGUGAGCGUGUGUGGGGGUAUAUGGGGAUUGCUAUGAAGCAGCUGGAAGGUGACCUAAAAUUUAUUUUAUCAGCACAUUCCAAAGGUCUCAGAAUAUUAUCAAUAACAGUCAUAAUAAUUCAUUGGUCAGGGUGUUGCCUGAUUAUGUGCACUGAUUAUUAUUAUGAUGAUAAUGAUGAUGAUGAUUUGUAAUCCUUCAAAACAUGAGAAUGUUACUUUUAAAAAAGUAGUGUUUAAGCCCCCCAUAUCGGAGGACAUGGUGAAUGUGGUGUGGUGUUAAAACAUCUUUGACUUAAACCUAAUGUGUUAGUCCCAGAAAUCUUUUAUACUGGCAGGAAUACCCUAUUGGGGCUUUUUAAAAGUGGAUUACUGAUGCCGAGCACCCUAUGUACUGCAAUGUUUGUAAAAAGGUUUUGUUUUUUGUUUUUUUCAAAAAAGUUGAUUUUGAAUAAAUAUGUUUAUACUAGAACUAGA